CAGCUCGCCGAUGCAGUCCGGCCAGUCAGCCGACACCGGCGCGCCGCACACCACGUGUCGCCCGCCGCGCCCCUCACCCCCGCGCACCUCUGCUCGCAGUCGCGCGAGACUCGCCGCGACUUCCAGGACCAAUCAUUGUGAAACUUGAAUCAAAUCAGUGGCAGUGUUGUGGCGCGGAGCUGGACCUCAGUCCGACCUAAGUGCGGCUUGUGUGGAGUGUGUUGUGGAGCCGGUUCACCUCGUGAGCGAGGCCGACUGCCGGCGACUGUGUCUGUGUGGAUAAGUGCUUUCUAAACGAGUCCCGACAACACACCAGUGUGCCGGUGUGCCGCUGUGCACACUGUCCACACCAUUCUGGGAUUUGUUACAAAGUUUUUUUAAAGGGUCGCGGGCGAUGCGAAUGCCGCCACGAGUGAACGCGUGACCAGAGCUGCGCGCGCGCCGCGCUCCCCUUUUCGCGCCCACACACACUAUAUGAGUUUGUUAGCGCCGUGUGUAGCGCGAUGCGUGGCGUGCGCGCGUGGCUGGCGCUGGCGGCGGUGUGGGGUCUGGUGUGGCAGGUGUGCGGUGGGCCCGGCCCGCCCGCCGAACUUCAGUUUGCGCAUGCUCUCUACAACCUGAGUAUCCCCGAAAACAGCCCGCCCCGUACCUAUGCCGAGCAGCCGCCGGCUGCUGAGCCACUGGGCGUACGUCUGCCCGCACCCGACGCCCGCGUGCGCUUCCGCAUCCGACACGGCGAUAAGGACAAAUUUUUCAAGGCGGAAGAACGAACCGUUGGUGACUUCUGUUUCCUUUCGAUACGUACCCGAACUGGCCAUGCCGACGUACUGAACCGGGAGCGCCGUGACGCAUAUCGCUUGGAUGUGCGCGCCACUGCGCAGCUGCCGGGUGGCCGACAGCUCGAGGCCGACGCCGUGCUGGCUGUCAGUAUCGCAGACGAGAACGACCUGAGUCCUCUUUUCUAUCCCACUGAAUAUGAAGCCGUCGUCCCAGAGGAUGCGCCCCUACACUCCAGUAUUGCUCGCGUGUCAGCUGAAGAUGCCGACCUCGGGCUCAACGGUGAAAUAUAUUAUAGCCUCGAAGAACCUACCGAUCGCUUCGCCGUCCAUCCGACUACAGGUGUCAUUACCAUUACGCGUCCACUUUCAGCAGCUGAAAGUGCGCACCAUAAAUUUGCCGUGAUGGCACGUGACCGCGCCUCUCUACUAUCCCGAGGACAAGACGCCCCGGCCGCCCGGGCCACCGUGGCCGUUCGAGUCAAGCGAGUCAAUCUUCACGCACCCGAACUUCACGUGCGCCGCAUGCCUGAGGUGGUCGAGAACUCCACGGCCGAAAUUUAUGCUAUCAUAGAAGUGACAGACGAUGACGUUGGAGAACACGGUCGCAUAGCUAGCCUCGACAUAGUGGACGGUGAUCCAGACGGGCAUUUUCGCGUUCGACCAUCUACGCAGGCAGGCGAGUACGAUGUGCUCGUGCACGCGCUGCUGGACCGCGAGAGCGCACCCGCCGGGUAUAACCUCACACUGCGCGCCGUGGACGCUGGCCGGCCACCGCGCGCUUCAUACCUCACACUACCAGUUACUCUUGUUGAUGCUAACGACAACGCCCCCGUAUUCAGCAGAGAGGUGUACGAAGCGAGCAUUCCAGAGACCGUGCCACCUAACACUCCUGUCAUAAGGCUCAAAGUUAGCGAUCGCGAUGAAGGCAGAAAUGCGCGAGUUUAUAUAGAAGUAGUAGGUGGGAAUGAAGGUGAAGAAUUUUAUGUCAAUCCAGAGACUGGUGUAUUAUAUACGGCAGUGCGGUUAGAUGCCGAAGAAAAAGCACUUUAUAUACUAACAGUAUCUGCAAUUGAUCAAGGGAAUGCCGGCACAAGGAAGCAGUCUUCAGCUAAGGUCAAAAUAACAGUUCUUGAUUCUAACGACAACGACCCGGUAUUUGAAAGGGAAGUAACUGAAGUCAUGGUCCAAGAGAACGGUCCCAGCGGCGCCGUAGUAGCGCGUGUCGUGGCUCGGGAUGCCGAUUCAGGAGAUAACGCCUAUAUUUCUUACAGCAUAGCAAAUCUGCAACCAGUACCAUUUGAUGUAGACCAUUUCUCAGGAGCUGUCCGGACGACUCGACUUUUAGACUACGAAAGUAUGCGACGCGAGCACACGCUGCGCAUACGAGCCAGUGAUUGGGGAGUUCCGUAUCGCCGGCAAGCCGAAAUGCGGCUCGUUGUGCGGCUGGAGGACGUCAAUGACAACAGACCUCAAUUUGAGCGUGUAGACUGCGUAGGCUAUUUACCUCGAAGACUUGCUAUUGGUUCGGAAAUUGUGACACUAUCAGCGAUCGAUUUCGAUGCCGGAGAUGUUGUUUCAUACCGAAUAAUCGGAGGUAACGAGGACAAUUGCUUUGCGCUAGACGCAGGCACAGGGGUGCUAAGUCUUUCUUGUGAUCUGGGUGACAUCCGCGCUGACUCGAGAGUGUUGAACGUGACGGCGACGGACGGCACGCACUUUGCCGACGCCACUUCUAUGACACUGCACCUGGUGAGCAGCAGCGGCAGUGCGGGAGAGACCGGCGCUCUGGAGUGCCGUGACUCUGGAGUAGCUCGCCGCCUCACCGAGCUGCUGGCGGCAGCGGAGCGUAGUAACGCGCCACUUGACCUAGCUGAUGAAUUCUCACUGGCACCCUCUCGCUACGGCGAAAACCUACAUGCUCCUGAAUUUCUCGACUUCCCUGUUGAAGUAAAAGUAAACGAGUCCGUUGCACUUGGAACAUCACUUGUUAAAUUGAGGGCGCGCGACCGCGAUCUCGGUUACAACGGAUUACUAGUGUAUGGUAUAUCUGGUGGCGACGCCGACUCUGCCUUCCGUAUCGACCCGGACACGGGAGAACUCCAGGUAAUCGGUUACCUAGAUCGCGAACGAGAAAGUGAAUAUUACUUGAAUAUCACAGUAUACGAUUUGGGCACUCCGCAACACUCCGCUUCUCGUCUACUUCCAGUGACCGUCCUAGACGUGAACGACAAUCGACCUCGUUUCGAAAAGACGCUUGCGAGCUUCAGAGUAACUGAAAAUGCACUCAAUGGUACGGCAAUAUUCCGUGCAAACGCCACUGACCGGGAUGCAGGCGAUUUUGCACGCAUCACUUACAGCUUGAGCGGCGCCGGAGACGGCGACUUCUGUGUGGACCGCGACAGCGGAGUGUUGUCCGUGUGCGCGGCGCUGGACCGCGAGAGGCGCGCCCUGUACGAGCUGACCGUGCGGGCCACGGACGGCGGCGGCCUGCAGGCCGAGGCUAUGGUGCGCGUGGCCGUGGACGAUGUCAACGACAAUGCGCCGCGGUUCGCGCUCAGCACGUACAGCGCACGCGUGCGAGAGGACGUGCCGCGGGCCACUUUGGUGGCCGUGGUCGAGGCCUUCGACCCCGAUCUCGGCGCAGGUGGACUCGUCACUUACUCGCUGCCAGACCAACCGUCUGACGAUAUAGUAUUCACUAUCGACCCGACCUCGGGCACCCUUCGCACUGCGAAACUUUUGGACUUCGAAGAGAGGCAGGUGUAUGGCGUAACGGUGCGUGCCACAGACGGCGGUCAGCCAGCGUUGUGGUCUGAAGCUACGGUCAUUGUAGAGGUGGUGGACGUAGACGAGAACAUGCACGCGCCCGUGUUCAGCGACCACGCCGUGCUCACGGGCUCCGUGCGAGAGGACAGCGAGCGCGGCACCGUGGUGCUGACUGCUGCAGCCACUGACGCCGAUGCCGCCGGCCGCGACUCACGCCUCGCCUACUAUGUUGUCGCUGGCUCCGGCAUGGCUCACUUUUCUGUUGACGAUGCAGGUAUCAUUCGCACUCUGACUCCCUUAGACCGGGAGUCGACUCCACACUACUGGCUGACGCUGUGCGCCCAGGACCACGGGCUGGUGCCGCGCCACUCGUGCGUGCAGGUGUUCAUCGAGGUGGAGGACGUGAACGACAUGGCGCCGUGGCCGGAGCGCGCGUGGUACGCGGCCGCCGUGCCCGAGCAGUGCGCGGCGGGCACGCGCGUCGUGCGGGUGCGCGCGCAUGACGCCGACGCCGCGCCCGCGCCCGCUAACAUCACCUACUCCAUCGUGGCCGGCAAUCCCGACGGUCUCUUCUCCAUCGACGAACAGACUGGCGAGAUAGUAACGACGGGCCGAGCCUUGGACCGCGAGGCGGCGGCGAGCCACGCGCUGGAGGUGCAGGCGUCGGACGGGCAGCUGGCCUCCACCGCGCGGGUCACCGUGCGCCUGCUCGACGUCAACGACCACGCGCCCGUGUUCGCGCAGCGCUUCUACGACAUCCGUGUGCCGGCACCGCUGGCACCGCUCUCCCUGCCGCAGGGAGAUGCUGCGAUCGAUGCUGCUGCUCUACCCGUCGCCGACGAUAGCAGCACCGAAUGGGAAACCGACGAUGACGAAGAGGGCUCGGGCGUGCGGGCGACCUGGGACCUGUACGACGAGCUGGCGCCGGCGGGCCUCUACAUCGCCACGGUGGUGGCUUUCGACUCGGACGAGGGCGCCAACGGCACGGUGCGGUACUGGGCACGCGCUCGAGGCUCAGCGCGCGGGCUGCUGCGCGUGCAGGCCAGCUCGGGCCGCCUGUUCCUGGCGCCGCGGCUAGCGCUGGCGCCCGGCGACGCCUACGACGUGACGCUGCGCGCGUGUGACGCCGGCCCUCGCCCGCGCUGCAGUGUGGCGCGGGCCGCCCUGCGGGGAGUUCCCAGGGGCGGGGGCGCCCCGCCCGCCCUACCGGCGCCGCCGCCGCUGCAGGUGGCAGAGCUAGAUGCGCCCGGCUUCCUGCUGGCCGUGCUGCAGGCCACUGACCCAGACAACGAUGCACUCUAUUACACUAUUACAGACGGUGACCCACGGCAGGAGUUUUACAUCGGUAGGGAAGACGGCAGCCUAGUCCUGGCGCGACGCUUGCUGUGGGAGCGCCAGGCGCAGUACACGCUCAACGUGUCCGUCACCGACGGCUUGCACGUCGUGUACACCCCGGUCAACAUCACGGUCAUCAACGACGCCAACGAGGGCGGUGUGGCAUUCUCACAAGAAGAGUAUGUGGUGGAGACUUCAGAGGCGACCCGCGUAGGCGAGGCGCUGGCAGCCCUGCGAGCGCACGCGGCUAGCGGCGCCCCGGCCGGGCCCGCCGCCCCCGGGCCCGCUGCCCCCGGGCCUACUGCGCGUCUGCUGUACGGCUUGCACGCGGCACGCGCGCCCUCGUCCGCGCGUCUUUUUCGCCUGCACGAGCUCAGCGGAGUGCUGGAGCUCGCGCACCCACUGGAUAGAGAGAGCGCGGCGACGCAUGAACUAACAGUGUGGGCGCGAGACCAGGCGCCACGUGCUUCGCGAGCCUACGCGCGCGUUACGGUGCGCGUGCACGAUGCAGACGAGCACGCGCCCGCGUGGGGCCGGCGCCUGGCCGAGGCUCGCCUGGCGCGCUCGGCGCCGGCGGGCGCGCUGGUGGCCGCGCUGCGCGCCGCCGACCCGGACGCGGGCGAGGCUGCGCGCGUGCUGUACUCGCUGGCGGGCGGCGACGCUGCCGGCCUGUUCACUGUGGACGCGGCGCUGGGCGACGUGCGCCUGGCGCGCGCGCUGCCCGCUGCCGGCCCGCGCGACUACACGCUGCACGUGCGCGCUGCCAACCCGCCGCCCGGCGCGCGCUCCUCCACGCUGCCGCUGCACGUGCUGGUGGUGGAGCCGGACGACGCGCCGCCGCGCUUUGCGGCCGCGGAGCUCGUGUGCGAGGUGUACGAGAACGAGCCUCCCGGCGCCUCGCUCGCCACGCUCGAGGUGCGCAGUGCCAGCGCAGUCUGGUUCUCACUGGAGGGUGGCGAUGGCUUGUUCCGGCUAAAUCCCGCCGCUGGUUUGCUUACCACCGCAGCACCCCUGGACUACGAGACGCAAAACUUCUAUAAUCUCUCGGUCACCGCGAUCAAUAUGGGCGGUGGCGCGGCCAGCGCGCGCGUGGCUGUGCACGUGCUGGACCGCAACGAGUUCCCGCCCAGCCUGCAGCGGCGCGCGUACCGCGGGCGCGUGUCGGAGGCGGCGGCCCGCGGCGCGCUGGUGGCGGACGCGGCGGCGGCCGAGGCGGGCGCGCCGCUCGUGCUGCUCACGGACGACGCGGACUCGCCCGCCAACCGCCAGCGCGCCUACGAGAUCCUACAGCCUGCCGCCGCCGCGCUGUUCCGCGUUGACCCCACCACCGGCGCGCUGCACCUACUGGCGCCGCUGGACUACGAACGCGCCUCCCACCACGAGUUCAGCGUCAGGGUGAUCGACAUGGGGACUCCGAGACUGCCAUCGGGAAGCGUCGCGACCGUCGUCGUGGAAGUGACCGACGUGAACGACUGCCCACCGACAUUCUCGCAAACCACAUACGAAGCCACGGUGUUACUGCCGACGUCGCAAGGUGUAACGGUGGUGACGCUGGCCGCCAGCGACCCGGACUUGCCGGCGGGCGCGGCCAUCAAGUACGAUAUCAUCGAAGGUGAUGCGGACGGCGCCUUCGAGCUCCGCGCGACCGGAGUGCUGGCCGUGGCGCGACCCGAGCUCCUGGCCGACACCUACCGCCUGCGCGUGCGAGCUUCCGAUGGGCUGUACUCUAGCACCGCUCGCGUCGAAAUUCGUGUUCGCGAAGCUGACAAUUCAGGCCUCGCCUUCCAGAAGGCCGACUACUACGGCUCGGUCGUUGAGAAUUCGACCAAACCUACAACCAUCGCUGUACUGAAUGUGCUCGGAGCGGCUCUCAAUGAGCAUAUAGAAUUUCAGAUUUUGAACCCUGUUGAAGGAUUUGAGGUGGGUCGCACGUCGGGCGCGGUACGUAGCACAGGCGUGGCGCUGGACCGCGAGCUGCGCGACUCCUACACGUUGCUGCUGCAGGCGCGCAGUGCGGGGCCCGAGCCGCGCGUGGCCCGCGCUCGGCUGCACGUGACCGUCACCGACGUCAACGACAACUGCCCCGUGUUCGUGGAGCGGCCCUACGCCGCCGCCGUGCUGGCUGGCGCGGAGCCCGGCGCGCCCGUGCUGCGCGUGCGCGCCCUGGACCUGGACGCCAACGACAACGGCGAGGUGCGCUACGAGAUGAAGCGCGGCCACGGCGAGCUGUUCCGCGUGGACCGGCGCAGCGGCCAGAUCACGCUCAAGCAGACCGUGGACGCGCACAACCAGCUGUACUCGCUGGUGAUCGCGGCCUUCGACGGCGGCGUGCCGGCGUGCGGCGCGGAGGCGAGCGUGACGGUGCGCGUGUGGGCGGGCGGCGCGGCGCCGGCCUGGCCGCGCGCGCACCUGCAGCUGGCCGCGCGCGAGGACACGCCGCCCGGCGACCCGCUGGCGCCGCCGCUGCUGGCCACCUCGCCGCUCAACCGCCAGCUCAUCUACACGCUGCUCGACGACGCCGCCGGCCUCUUCGAGGUCCAUUUCGACACAGCACCCGACAGAGGCAAUAGUCCAUGUGUGCUGGUGGCGCGCGCCGCUCUGGACUACGAGACAGCGCGCGAGCACUCGCUCGUGCUGCGCGCUACCGACGGCGUCACCGGGGCCUUCGCCGACGCCGCGCUCACCCUGCGCGUGCUCGACGUCAACGACUGCGCGCCCGAGUUCCCGCAGGACGUGUAUCGCGCGCCCGUGUCCGAGGCAGCCGCGCCCGGCGACCUCGUGCUCACGCUGCGCGCCGCCGACAACGACACCGGUGAAAAUGGACAAAUCACAUACUCGCUUACGGAGAUGGACUCGGCCGCCGAGGGAGCUUUCGCCGUGGAACCUACGACGGGCGCAGUGAGAGUGGCCGCUGCGCUCGACCGGGAGACUCGCGCUCACUACCAUCUACUGGUGACGGCCACGGACGCCGGCCGGCCGCCGCUGCUUACCACGGCACAUCUGUUCAUCACCGUGGAGGACGUGAACGACAGCCCGCCGCGCAUGGAGCGGGGCGUGGUGCCGGCGCUGGUGUCGGGCGAGGCGGCGCGCGGCACGCUGCUGGCGCGCGUGGCGGCCUGGGACCCGGACGAGAGGGACGCCACGCGCCUGCGCUACGCGCUGGAGGCGGCGGCGCCCUCGCGCGCCUUCACCGUGAACCCGCGCACCGGGGUGCUGGCGCUGGCCAGCCCGCGCGCCUGGCUGGCGGCCGGCGGCGCGGCGCUGCGCUCUCUCAACGUGUCCGUGUCGGACGGCGCGCACGCCGCCUUUGCGCGUGUAAAGCUGUCGCUGGCGCCCGCGAAUCGCGCGCCGCCGCACUUCCCGCACCUUGUGCACGAGGCGCGCGCGCUCGAAAACCAGCCGCCGCCCCUGCUACUCACCACGGUGAAGGCGUACGACGAAGACGCCGGUGAAUAUGGAACAGUAACUUACUCUAUUCCGUCGGCGCGACUGCGCGAGACGUUCGCGAUCGACGCGACGAGCGGCGCGCUGAGCACGCGCGUGGCGCUGGACCGCGAGGCGCGCGCCGACUGGGAGGUGCCCGUGACAGCCAGCGACGGCGGCGGCCUGCUGCGCCACACCGUGGUGCGCGUGCGCGUGGCCGACCUCAACGACAACGCGCCCGUGUUCCCGCUGCGCGAGUACCGCGCCGCCGUGCGCUGCGACCGCGCGCCGCACCUGCCCUUCUUGACGCUGGCGGCGCACGACCCCGACGCGGGCGAGCACGCGCGCCUCACCUACUCCGUGUACGAGGGCGACGUGCACUCGGACGCGGCGGGCCUGUUCGCCGUGGACCCGCGCUCCGGAGCGCUCUCCUUCGCGCGCGACGCCACGCCCUUCGCUUCGCGCAGCGUGCAGGUGUGGGUGCGCGCGCGCGACGGCGGCGGGCUGGCGGGCGAGGCGCCCGUGGCCGUGUUCGUGCUGGGCGCGCGGGACGAGGCGCCGCGCCUGGCCGCGCCGCCCGCCGACCUGUUCCUGCGCGAGGACGCGGCGCCGGGCACGCUGGUGGCCGAGCUGCGCGCGCCCGACGCGCCCGCGCCCGCGCACUUCCGCCUGGCGCCCGCGCUCUGGCCGCGCGACCUGUUCGCCGUGGACGACGCCGGCCGCCUCGUGCUCGCCGGACAACUCGACCGCGAGACGGCGACCGAACAUUUGAUAGGAAUCAUCGCAGAGGGCAGCGGUAGCCCGGCUCCGGCGACAAUGGUGCAAACACGUCUGCACGUACUGGACGUUAACGAACAUGCGCCGUCCUUCCAUUCGCAACCGUACGUAGUGUACGUCGCCGAGAACACUCCUCCGCACACCAGCCUCGUUCAACUGAUGGCUGACGAUCCGGACGCGGGGACCAAUGGUGAAGUGCGAUACUCGCUGGCGACGGAGAGCGGCGAGGGCGAGGUCGCGGACGGCGGGCUGUUCGCCGUGGACCCGUACACCGGCUGGGUGAGCACGCUGGCGCCGCUGGACCGCGAGGCGCGCGCCGAGCACCACCUGGCGCUGGCGGCGGCCGACGGCGGCGCGCCGCGGAGGCUGGCGCGCGGGACGCUGGUCGUGCGCCUCGUGGACUACAACGACUGCCCGCCCGAGUUCCGGCAGCGCGAGUACGCGGCCGAGGUGCGCGAGGACGCGGCGGCGGGCACGGUGGCGGCGCGCCUGGAGCUGCGCGACGCGGACGCGGCCGCCGCGCCGCUCUCCUUCUUCGUGGCGGACGGCGACCCGCGCGCGCGCUUCCAGCUGCGCGCCUCGGGCGAGCUGUACGUGGCGCGCGCGCUGGACCGCGAGACCGAGCCCGCCUACGACCUCACCGUGGCCGCCACCGACGGCAAGUUCACGGCGCAGGCGCGCGUCCGCAUCAGAGUGCUCGAUGUCAACGACAACCCGCCCUACUGCCUGCGGCACCGCUACGUGGCGCGGCUGCCGGAGGACGCGGCCAACGGCACGCACGUCAUGACGCUGGAGACCGGCGACGCGGACGAGCCGCAGGACGCGCGCCUGCGCUACUACCUCAGCGGGGACGCCGCGCACCACUUCAGCAUCCACAAGGAGACGGGCGCCGUGAGCGUGGCGGCGCCGCUGGACCGCGAGGCGCGCGCCGCCUACCGCCUGCGCGCGCACGCGCAGGACCGCGAGCGCCACGACUGGGAGUGCAGCUCCGAGCUGCGCGUGUGGCUGCUGGACGUCAACGACAACGCGCCGCGCUUCUCCGCCGACACCUACAGCGUCACGCUGCCCGAGGACGCCGACAUCGGCACGCUCGUCGCUAAGGUCCACGCGACGGACGCUGACCUCGGGGAGAACCGGCUCGUGCGAUACUCGUUCGUGGAGGAGCCGAGCGGCGCGUUCUCGCUGGCACCCGAGUCCGGCAUCAUCACGCUGCGCGGCGCGCUGGACCGCGAGACGCAGGCGGAGCACCGCCUCGUGCUGCGCGCCGCCGACGCCGGCCAGCCGCCGCGCUCCGCCACCGCCACGCUGCGCCUCACCGUGGCCGACGUCAACGACAACCCGCCCGAGUUCGAGUUCCACCGCUACCGCGCCGCCGUGCCCGAGCUGCACGCGCCCGGCACGCAGGUGCUGCGCGUGCGCGCCACCUCCCGCGACGCCGGCGUCAACGCCGACGUCUACUACUCGCUCGUGGGCGGCGACGACAAGGACGACUUCGCCGUCGACCGCGCCUCGGGCGUGCUGACCAUCGCUCGCCCGCUGGACUACGAGCGCCGCAAGGAGUACCUACUGACCGUGCAAGCCAUCGACGGUGGCACGCCGCCGCUCAGCGACCUGGCUACCGUGAACGUCAGCGUGUCGGACGGCAACGACAAUGCGCCGCUGUUCUCGCAGGCGUCGUACGGAGCCCGCGUGCGCGAGGACGCGGCGCUAGGCGUGCGCGUGCUGCAGGUGCUGGCGGACGACGCCGACUCGGGCGCUAACGGCCGCGUGACAUACUCCAUCGCGCGCGGCGACCGUGACUCCCGCUUCGCCAUCGACCCCGACACCGGCUACGUGUCGGUGGCCGCGCCGCUGGACCGCGAGACCGCGCCCGCCUACGUGCUAGAGGUGCAUGCCAGGGAUCAUGGCCUGCCGGUACUCGAGGCUACCGCUCUUGUUAACAUUGAGGUGGUCGAUGCCAAUGAUAACCCUCCUCUCUUCGCCCAAUCCAAUUACACAGCGGUUGUCCAGGAAGAUAGACCGCUAGGACAUACGAUUUUGAAAUUUGUCGUGGAAGACGCCGAUGCUCCUCCGAAUGCCGCACCUUACACUUUUGAUUUUCAAUCCGGCAAUGAGAUGGGCGCCUUUCGACUGGAACAGGAUGGAUAUUUACGGUCGGCGACUCGCUUUAAUCAUCGUAUUAAAGACCGUUAUAUCUUGCAAGUGCGUGUAUUUGAUAACGGAACACCACCGCUUUACUCAGACACGUGGGUUUACAUAAAAGUAAUAGAAGAAUCCCAAUACCCUCCAGUGGUGACCCCGCUAGAAGUAGUUGUCAAUUCGUAUCUAGAUGAAUUUCCUGGAGGUGUCAUAGGUCGCGUAUAUGCAUCCGAUCGUGACGCGUACGAUACUCUAACUUACGCCAUCGCACCUGUCGAUGGGGCUCCUUACCCUCCCACAGACUUGUUCGAAAUCGACUCAUCCGAUGGUACACUAAAAGCUGCACCUCGCCUCGACGUCGGCGACUAUCGACUUAACGUGACAGUCGACGAUAGCAAAUUUGUCGGCUUCGCAAUAGUGAAAGUGACAGUUAUUUUAGUGUCAGAUGAAAUGCUCGCACAAUCAAUCGUAGUGCGGUUUCGAGAAGUUACCGAUCGAGACUUUGUCCUGAGCCAUCGAAAGGGAUUUGUCAGAGCCAUCGCCGAAGCUACAGAUUGCGAACCCAGCGACGUCAUUGUAGUCAGCGUACAACCCUAUGGGGAGCAAGACGAAACAGGUGAGUUAGCGCGCUCACGCCGCCAGGUGGCGCAGGACUUGGAUGUGGCUUUCGCGGUGCGAGUGGCGGGCGGCUUCCUGCCGGCCGACGCGCUGCGCCGCCGUCUGCACGCGCACCUGGAGCGGCUGGAGGAGCGCGCGCGCCUCGUGGUGGAGGAGCUGGUGCGCGCGGCCUGCGGCGGCUGCGUGCAUGGCGCCUGCGCCGAGCGCGUGGCGCUGCGCCCCGCCGCCGCGCGCGCCGUGGCCAGCGAGGUGUUCGCGCUCGUGGCGCCACCGCACCGCCUGCGCGGCGACUGCGCCUGCGCGCCCGGCUACGGCGGCGAGCGCUGCGAGCGCGCGCUCACCGACUGCGCCGAGUGCCGCGCGCCGCCCGUGGCGCAGCUGGCGGGCGACGGCUACCUGCUGUACCGCCUGGAGCGCGGCGUGGUGGAGGGCGCUCGUCUGCUGGACGACGAGCUCACGCUGUCGCUGCGCUUCCGCACGCGCCGCGAGCGCGGCACGCUGCUGCAGGCCGCCGGGCGCGUGGACUACGCUACGCUGGAGGUGGCGGAGGGCUACCUGCAGUUCCGCAUGGAGCUAGGCGCAGGCCCGGCGCAGGUGCGCGCGGCGGUGCCCGUGGCGGACGGCUUGUGGCACGAGGCGCGCCUGGAGCGGCGCGGCGCCAGCAUGCGGCUCACCGUGGACCGGCGCAGCGCGCAGGCGCAGACGCCGCCGCCCGCCGCCGUGCUGGACGUGCGCGCCGACCGCCUGCUGCUCGGAGCCGCGCUGCAACGACAUGCUCACGCUUUUGCUGCAGAACAGGUGACAUACGGCUUCCACGGCUGCAUAUCGGAGGUGAAAUUAGGUGGCGCCGUUUUACCUUUGGAAGAAGGUGGCACGUCGAGCGAUGGGCGCGCUCAACUAGUAAGGCGGGUACGCGUUCGAGUGGCGAGCUCGUGCCCGGCAUUGCCACCGCCCACGCCUUGCGCGUCAUACCCCUGUCUCAACGGAGGUUCGUGUCGCGAUGUGGCAGAUUUGCUAGAGGGCGACGCGGAAGGCACGAGCGAGGCCGACGAGGGCUAUACAUGCUCGUGCCACGCGCGCUUCUCGGGGAGGCGCUGCGAGGUGGACAGCGACCCGUGCGCGUCGCAGCCCUGCCUGCACGGCGGCUCGUGCUCGGCCGACGCGCGCGGCUACCGCUGCGCCUGCGCGGCCGGCCUGCAGGGCGAGCGCUGCGAGCGCGGCCGCUGGUGCGCCGCCGACGUGUGCGCGCACGGCGGCGCCUGCGAGGAGGGCGAGUGGGGGCCCUCGUGUCGCUGCCGCGGCUACUACGGCCCGCGCUGCCAGUACGACGUCGACGAGUGCGCCGGAGAACCGUGCCUCAACGGGGCCACUUGUGUCAACGAACCCGGCUCAUUCCGCUGCCUCUGUCCUCCGGAUAAAACCGGCAUGAACUGCGGCAAUCCGCUGUACUCAGACGCAGUAGUGGCUGGCGGCGCGGGAGACUCGACCGCGCGGGCGCUGCGCUCGGCGUGGCGCUGGGCGUGCGAGGCGCGCUGGCCGCUGGCUGGCGCCGGCGCGGCGCUGGCAUUGCUGCUGCUGCUGGCCGCCGCCUUGCCGCUAGUGCUGCGCCGCCGCCGGGCAGCGCGGGCUAAGCCUAAAGACGAUGAGCCUCUCAACAGCCACGCGCUUGACAAACUGGCACCACGUGCUUCAAAACUCUCUAACUUGGAAGCCGUGCGUCGCGAACGGCCCGCUUCCUGUGCCGAUCCUCAUCCGCUCAACAACGUCGACACGCUGCGCAGUUACGGCUCCGCCGGUGACGAACUCGAAGGGAUACCGCCCGACUACCGCCGCAACUUGAACAUAGACGUCGUCGAUCGCAAACCCUGGUCUGAGCAAAUGCACCUACAUACGUUUGUAGACAAUAAAAUAUAUAACGACCUCAAGGGCUGCAAGAGCCGAAUCCGAGCUCGGUCCCCGGGCUGCGCGCGGCGCACGGGGCUGGCGGCGGGCGGCGUGGAGCCGCACCUGGUGGGCGGCUACCACUGGGACUGCUCCGACUGGUGCGGCGGCGGCGGCGCGCUGCCCGGCAUCAGCGAGGUGGCGGGCUCGGAGCGGCCCGAUUCGUCCUCAGCGGCGUCGCCCGGCGCCUCGCCCGCGCCGCGCCGCCGCCCCGCCCGCGCGCCGCGCCGCGCGCUGCCGCUCGACACGGACUCCGCGCCCGACGACGCCGACGCGCCGCGCCUCACUGACGCUUCAUCGUAUCUCCUGAACACGGACGACUACGGAGUUCGAGUCGGUAGCGAUAGCGAACCGCUGCGAGCUCGGACGCUUCGCGAACCGGACGCGGCGAGCCUCAUAACUAUGCUAGAGGAACGAAAUUCACUACUCGGAGGCGACGACUACGAGUCCGGCAGCGAGUUGUCUGCAAACCUGUGCGAGAUCGAGGAGUCGGACGCGGAGGGCGACCCGGAGCCGGCGGGCGGGCCGGGCGGGCCGGGCGCGCGCCACACGGACGUGUGACGGCGGCGCGCGGCGAGCUGGCCUCGCCCGCACACUGCGCGCGUGCUCUCUCUACUACUGCACUACGUUGCACUCUGCAGAAGGCUGAACUACCUAGUUAUAUUUAAAUUUAGUUAAGACUUACUCUACUGUUUGGAGGUUGCGUAGACGAACUGUAAAACCUUAUGUUUGCCAAAUUCACUAUGGUUCCAACGUUUGUUUAAGUCGCUCGUGACAUAUUAACAGGAUGAGCCCCACUAAUUCUGUACGUGAGUGCUGUGCAUUCGCGGCAAGAACAACUGCGGUUAUAAACGAGCUUAACUAACCAAUAGCUAUUUAAUCUUCCCUGUCUGCCUACAUCAAAGUACCUGUAUCAUAUAAAGGCAGCUCGUUUGUGUUAUGGUAUUGAUCCGAAUACUGACUCCGACGGACUGCUGCAAUUGGGAAUCGUUUCUGUAUAUAUUAUAACGCUUAAUCUGUUGUCAGCUGACUUCACGAAAAGUACACAGUUAUACAAAUAGAUAUAAAACAUGACUUAACUAUCAGUAACUGAUAAUGUACAUAAUAACUUUCAUGUAUAUGUUAGGUAAGACGGAGAAUGGACCGGGACGGGAAGGAUAAGACUUGUACAUAGCGCUAGUAUAUAGUUACGAAUUAGAUAGAACAAGUUGUAAAUAACUGUAAGAAAGUGAUAAAUCGUUCGUUUGUGUUACUUUCCUUUUCUACGAAGAUGUAAACGCGCCGCACGCCGGGAACAAUUUUAUAAGUAUUUAAUACUCUACAAUACAAAGACUACGAUGUGCAAGUGAUGCCGCGGGUGUCGAGUGCCCGGCGGCGGCGGUAGCUAGGACACUUGUGUCGGCGGCGGCCGGCGGGCGCGUCGGCCGGCCGCGCUCUAUGUUAAUGAAAUGGUGCUCCAAUCGUAGUUUCAUAUCAUACUCUAAACUGUGCAUUUAAAAAUCGAGUAGCCGAUGCGUUCUCCUCCUAGAUUAGUGUACUAAAUUAAGGAUCUAUUUUUAUAUAUACAAACAAUAUGGCGCGCGGGCGGGAACUCGUGACCCGCGCCGCUGUCGGCGCGCGCGCGCUCGCGCCUGACGCGCGGCCGCGCACGCGCCCUCUACUUGUCAAAUCUGUAUCUUUUUUUUAUAAAGAAAGGUUUAUAAAAUAAUUUAUUGAAUCGUUGUGUAAAUUUUGACACGACCAAUAAAGACUAACUGAAACGUU
This is a messenger RNA of Trichoplusia ni (cabbage looper), 15542 nucleotides long. RefSeq names its product fat-like cadherin-related tumor suppressor homolog (gene kug). The record is from RefSeq and is a predicted model, not a curated record. Gene Ontology annotation, biological process: homophilic cell-cell adhesion. Gene Ontology annotation, cellular component: catenin complex; plasma membrane. Gene Ontology annotation, molecular function: cadherin binding; calcium ion binding. The transcript has 30 exons. Lineage: Eukaryota; Metazoa; Arthropoda; Insecta; Lepidoptera; Noctuidae. The coding region runs from base 504 to 14339 and encodes 4611 amino acids.